AGAGGAGAAGGGAGGGGAGGAGGAGGAGAGGAGGGGAGGCGAGGCGGGGGGAUGGCGGCGGAGCGGGUGGGCAGGAAGGGACACAGUCCCCGGGAGCCGGGGGCGGCUCUGCAGCGGCGCCAGGCCCGGGUAACAGCGCGCUACGACCGGGGGGAAUUGCAGCGGAGACUCGAGGUGGAGCGCUGGAUGGAGGAGCGGCUGCGGGAACUGUACGGGGAGCAGGCAGACACGUUACUGGAUCUGAGUAUCGACGACUUGUUGGAACUACAGAGUGACGAGGAACGAGGGAACAAAUUGCAGGUCAUGUUCACGCCUUGCAGCCAAAAUACACAUGAAUUCAUUCGAGAGCUGGUAACAAAGCUACAGGGACUUCACAAGGUGCAAGUGCAGAGAGUUGGAUUGGAGGAACCCAAAAGGCACUAGCUGGGACGCUGAUGAGGAUCAGACGGAACCAGCCACUGAGCCCAGCUCACACCCUAACCUCGUGCCAAGUUCUUACAGAGUUGAAGUAAACUAAUACUUGGAAUUCUCGGAACAAACACCACUCACCAAACCGAAAAUAAGCUUUUCAUGGAAGUUAUUUUGCCAAAUAUAUUUUGUUUUGUUUAAUGCUGCUUUGUUGUUUAGAUUAAAGUUUACAAGCACU
Messenger RNA from Amblyraja radiata (thorny skate), 646 nucleotides. It is a transcript of the gene ppp1r14ab, whose product is annotated as protein phosphatase 1, regulatory (inhibitor) subunit 14Ab. Gene Ontology annotation, cellular component: cytoplasm. Lineage: Eukaryota; Metazoa; Chordata; Chondrichthyes; Rajiformes; Rajidae. The record is from RefSeq and is a predicted model, not a curated record. Bases 52 to 423 code for a protein of 123 amino acids. The transcript is spliced from 4 exons. Gene Ontology annotation, molecular function: protein serine/threonine phosphatase inhibitor activity. Gene Ontology annotation, biological process: regulation of phosphorylation.